UUCAGCUUGGAAAAACUCAGAAAGUCCUUUGCUGUUUCCUUACUACCCUCGAAAAUCAUUGCAUUUUGUGAAAAGGCGGAUGGAGACCAUUAUUCAUCAGUGUCUGCAAAAGCCAGCAGAUGUAAUUGGAAGAUCGAUGAAUCAAGCAAUUUGCAUUCCAUUAUAUAGAGAUGCUAGGAGUAUGGACUCUGCCCGUAGAUUGCUAAAAUUCCCAUUUCUGUGGAAUAAUAAAACUUCAAAUCUACAUUAUCUUCUUUUUACUAUUUUAGAAGAUUCGGUUUAUAAAAUGUGUAUCUUAAGGAGACAUACUGAUAUUUCCCAAUCUGUCAAUAAUGGACUAAUUGGUAUUAAAUUUGGGAGCUUCACAUAUGCCACAACUGAAAAAGUCCGAAGGAGCACGUACAGUUGUCUAGACGCCCAGUUUUAUGAUGAUGAGACUGUAACAGUCAUCCUUAAAGACUCCAUGGGACGAGAUGGAAGAGACAGGAUCUUGGUUCAGUUGCCGUUGUCCUUAGUGUAUAACAGUGAGGAUUCCGACGAGUAUGAGUUCACUGGGACUUACUCGACAAGGCUCGAUGAGCAGGGCAGCGUGAUUCCCACGCGCACCUUGCACUUUGAGAAGCACUGGAGACUCCUGGAAAGCAUGAAAGCACAGUAUGUUGCCGGGAAUGGCCUUCGCAAAGUGUCCUGUGUGUUAAGUUCAAACCUCCGGCAUGUGAGGGUGUUUGAGAUGGACAUUGAUGAUGAAUGGGAGCUGGAUGAGUCUUCAGAUGAUGAUGACGACGAUGAUGAUGAUGAUGAUGACGAUGACGAUGAGGAGGAGGAGGCGGAGGAAGAGGAGGAGUCCGGUGGGAAGCCUGUGAAGAUCAAGGAGGAAGUGUUGUCAGAGUCGGAGACAGAGGCUCCCCAAGAUGCUGCUGCCCUAGACCCAGACAUAGUCAUCAAAGUGGAGAAACUUGACCCUGAGUUGGACUCCUGACCCAGUUUCGCAGCAUGUAUUGUUGUAGCAAAAACAUAGUGGGUGGACUAAGUUGCUGUGGGUCACGUUGAAUUGUCUGUGUAACGAAAAAUAAAUGGUGAAGUUUA
This is a messenger RNA of Peromyscus eremicus (cactus mouse), 1086 nucleotides long. RefSeq names its product anaphase promoting complex subunit 4 (gene Anapc4). The record is from RefSeq and is a predicted model, not a curated record. Lineage: Eukaryota; Metazoa; Chordata; Mammalia; Rodentia; Cricetidae. Gene Ontology annotation, biological process: anaphase-promoting complex-dependent catabolic process; protein K11-linked ubiquitination; positive regulation of mitotic metaphase/anaphase transition. Gene Ontology annotation, cellular component: nuclear periphery; anaphase-promoting complex. The coding region runs from base 80 to 979 and encodes 299 amino acids. The transcript has 9 exons.